Messenger RNA from Alosa alosa (allis shad), 700 nucleotides. Its product is annotated as vinculin. Gene Ontology annotation, molecular function: beta-catenin binding; actin filament binding. NCBI's taxonomy places the organism in Eukaryota, Metazoa, Chordata, Actinopteri, Clupeiformes, Clupeidae. Bases 118 to 690 code for a protein of 190 amino acids. Gene Ontology annotation, cellular component: catenin complex; adherens junction. The transcript is spliced from 4 exons. Gene Ontology annotation, biological process: cell-cell adhesion; cell migration. The record is from RefSeq and is a predicted model, not a curated record.
GGGCCUCCCUGCCUCACCUACACCUGCCUUUUCCUGAAACGAGAGACAGAGAGGUGGGACUCACGGGGGAACUACAUUGUCCAGGCUACCAAAGAAAUCGCAGAUAAAAUCUACCACAUGGCCCAAUACCUGAAGCGGAAAGGACCGAUACACAGCAAAGAAGCCUUUGUGUCCUCAGCGAAAACCAUAGUUUCAAGCUGCCAGUCCAUCACACAGUUCCUGAAAGUCAUCGCCGACCACUGCUUGGACAAGCACUGCGCUGCCGACCUCGCUCUAGUGGUGGAGCAGAUACUGACCAUUACCAACCAGCUCACUAUCAUUUCUAGUGUGAACGCACUGACCCCUGGCAGCAAGUCUUCAGACGAGUCUCUGGUGAAGAACGCUCAAAACCUGCUCCAGAUCGUCUUGAAGGGAGUCCGUGCAGCUGAAACAGCCUGCAUUAAGUUGAGUGUGCCAACUGGAGACUCCUCUCUUGAAAUGUGGCAGGGCCUGCGGCAGCCAGAGCCCAACACGAACGCAGCCAGAGCCGCAGCCUUGUGCUUCCAGUGGAAAAAGAACCUGCUGAUCCACCGGGCGCUGGAGAUCUCCAACCCGGAGACGGACGACCUGGGCCUCCGCAAGACCUCCCCUAGCUCGGCAGAGCCAAGCCUGGCUCCCCCGCUGCACGUGCUGGGUCAGCAGAACAAGUAAAGGAGCAGGA